Mesocricetus auratus (golden hamster) is the source of this 2368-nucleotide messenger RNA. RefSeq names its product mast cell expressed membrane protein 1 (gene Mcemp1). The coding region runs from base 1170 to 1793 and encodes 207 amino acids. The transcript has 8 exons. The record is from RefSeq and is a predicted model, not a curated record. NCBI's taxonomy places the organism in Eukaryota, Metazoa, Chordata, Mammalia, Rodentia, Cricetidae.
AACAAAAAAAAAAAAGUCUACAAAAAACACCAUUGAGUUCUUUCUGUGCACGGGGCCUGCCCCUAAGUAUGUUUCAUUAAACCAGUGAGACUCCAUUUGAGAAAAGCAAAUUUUCCUUUGCAAGCAGUUGUCAGUGGAGAGAGCUUUUUGGUUAGGUGUGGGAGCCCAUGUCCACUUCCCCUCUCUGGGACUCCAUCGGGAUUGGACCUACACAGGUCCUGUGCCUGCUGCCACCCCCUGUGAGCUCAUGUGUAUGUGAGUCCUGUUUUGUCGGGAAGAUACGGUUUCCUUUGUGCCAUCCAUCCCUUCUAGCUCCUAAAAUCUUUUCUCUCCUUUCCUGCAUAGCUCCCUGAGUCCAGAGGGAGAGAGGUUCGAUGGAAACAUUCCAUUUAGGACUGAAUGUUCCAAAGUCUCUCACUAUGAACACUGUUCAGGUUUGGGUUUCUUUGUUACCUCCCAUUUACUACAGGGAGAAGCUUCCCUGAAAAAAAAAAAACAACAAAACAUAACAAAACAAAAAACCCGGCUGAACAAGAUACUAAUCUUUGGGUAUUGCAGAAUGUUGUUUGGAGACAUUUCAUUGCUUUGCUCCUUUAUUAUAACAAUAGUACUCAGUUUUCCCCAAGCCCAUAGCCACUGCAGCAGUGUUAGGCAAGGGCACCAUCUCAUAGAGUGGGCCUCAGAGCCAAUCAGACAGUUCUUGGUUACACCCACAAAGCUCGGGCCAGUAUCAGCAUGUCUUUCAGGAAGGUCACUGUUGUGGGUUGCAGGGCUUGCAGCUGGGUUAGUGGGGUAGCAAGCAGAGUACUGAUGGGGGAUUCCUUCUCUUUAUGUGUUUACCUUAUUGGUUGAUGAAUAAAACACUGUUUGGCCAAUGAGGCAGGAAGACAGGAAGGACAAGAAGACAAAGAGAAUUCUGGGAAAGGUAGGUAGAGGAAGACUGCGAAACAGAGGCCACGUGGAAACCAGGAAGACAGAAUGCACCAGGUGGUCUCAGGGUCCCUUCUUGGCCAUCCAUGAAACUUGUGUCACUCUGAAGACUCUCCUGACGUGGAAGCUGAAGAUGUCUCUGAGCAGGAGAUCCAGUGCGGGUCCCUGAAAGGAGGCGAUGAAGCCUUCUUCCCUCCCUCAGAUUUCCCCAUCUGUCUGACGCCUUCCGGUAGGUGGGGAUGUGUGGACACUUGGGAGGUCCUGGGUCCAAGGCUGUGGUAAUCUACUUGAAUCAACCAAGCAGAAUGCAGGCACCAACCUCCCAGGGUAAGAACCGGAGGAAGCCGGGCCGCAAUGAAGGUCAGGACGCUGGAGGUGCUCACAAUCCUGACUAUGAGAAUAUAACCUUGCCCUUCAGAAACAAGGACCAGCUCAAACUCAAUCAAUCAGCACCCACGAAACAAGCCCAGUCCAAGCCAUCACCGGUUACAACUCAGAUCCCGCCUUGGUUGCACCGAACCAUCAUGAUCUUGUAUGUCCUCCUCACUUUCAUUUUUUUAUCAUGCAUCAUCCUCUCUGCUUUGGUCCUGGUCAAAAACUCUGAAAUGUCCAGGGAACUGUGGAGCUUGAGAGGGGAGCUUUCGAAUGUUUCUAGCAUUGUGCUGAACUGCCAGAAUCAGCAAACGGAUCAUUGGAAAGCUGUCCAGAGGGGCAUCCAGGAGGUCAAGAAUAUCAUUGGCAUGAUCUUGAGCCAAGUACAGAGUGGAAAUGACAAGCUGAAGACAGUGCCAUCAGAUAUAACUGGAAUCAAGAAAGCCCUCGAGGAGCUAGAGAAGAAAGCACUUGCUCAGCCCAGUAAAUAAGAGGACAGCACAGACACACCUGGAAGGACUUGGGGUUGCACCUGCUAGUGAAGAUGGCAAACGGGGUGCUCAGCUUGAGUGUGAAUCUGCCAUUCAUCUGCACAGAGAAUAUUGUCUAUCCAGGGGAACGAGUGGGAAAGUGUGUGUGUGCCAGUGAACAUUUUGUGGCACAUGGAGUUUCCAUGUAUCCAAGGGGAAGGUGUUCUGAUGGAAAGAGAGCAUGGAAGUCCCAGCAUGUGUUACUCUUUGUGGGCCACAUAGGUGUAUGGCCUGACAUAUAUGAUGAUAGGCGUGUCCUGGUGGCCAGCUGUUCCCGUGAAGCCCCUACAGUAUGCCAUUGUGAGUGUGGGUGUAGGUGACAUGUGGGAUGUAUCUCACCAUUAGGUUGAGUGUGUAUGCGCGCAUCUGGCUAAUUUGUGUGUGUAUCACUGCAGUGGUGAGUAACAUGCACCCUGGGGUCAUUGCUAGUGUUCUUGGCUGUGUCGCCUGUGUGUCCAGAGCAUGUAUACAACUGCACCCAUUGAUUCCUGCACUUGUAUUUUAUGACUCAUGAAGAUAAAUGCCAAGAGAACUGA